Messenger RNA from Diabrotica virgifera virgifera (western corn rootworm), 14234 nucleotides. RefSeq names its product optomotor-blind protein (gene bi). Gene Ontology annotation, cellular component: nucleus. Gene Ontology annotation, molecular function: DNA-binding transcription factor activity, RNA polymerase II-specific; RNA polymerase II cis-regulatory region sequence-specific DNA binding. The transcript is spliced from 8 exons. NCBI's taxonomy places the organism in Eukaryota, Metazoa, Arthropoda, Insecta, Coleoptera, Chrysomelidae. Gene Ontology annotation, biological process: cell fate specification; positive regulation of DNA-templated transcription; regulation of transcription by RNA polymerase II. The record is from RefSeq and is a predicted model, not a curated record. The coding region runs from base 645 to 2573 and encodes 642 amino acids.
CCGUCGAGAGAAUCUUCAAAGCCAACUUGACAUCGGCACAUCAGCAAUACCCUUCGAAAAACAAAACCACCCGCGGAAAAUGUCCCCCCAACGCCAAACAACAAAACAAAAAACCCCGGACGGUCGUGGUGGCGUCUAAAAAAGCCACAGCCACACCUCCAUAGGCAUAACCCAGAAACUCCUGCCCACCAGAAGUGUGAAAGUGGAGGGGGAAAUGUCGCCCUGCGAUUGGCCUAAACGCCAACACUGACACCCGUCGGCCAAUAGCGUGGCGUUACCAUCAUUAACACAGCCAAGUGUUGCCUAUGUGGGGCUCGCUCUAUAGUCCUCCACUGUCUUUUCGUCGGGAUAGAGGUGUCAUGAUUCACACUAACUGUUAACCCUUAUUUCACAUAGAUUUGGACUGUUCGCCGCGAAAACUCAACAAAUCAGUGCGUGAACUCUAAAAAUAAGACUUUAAAAGUGUAGUGCCACAGUGUAAAUCAGUGAAAAAUCACAACAAUGACAAGGUGCAAAUAACCUACAGUUACCGCGGGACUCAAAAAGUAUGCUAAAAAGUUUUUUAAUCCACAAAAUCCGUUAUUUAUGAUUCAUCUGAAGCGGUUAAGGAAUCUGUGGGAUUCUGCCGCGUUAAAUCCAAACCAAUGCGUUUCGAAACAGGAAUAGACUCUGUCCUUGACUCUAGUAAGUCGAAAAGUAUUAUGGCCUAUCAUCCCUUCUUGCAGCUGCCAAGACAGACGGACUUUAGUGUAUCCUCCUUGCUAACGGCCGCUAAUAAUAACACGACCUCCUCCAAUUCGCCUGCGGGGUCAGGAUUUUUUCCGUCGGCAGCGUUAGCCGCCUUCGGGGCGCAACAAGGGCCUCACGGCUGCUACCCCGGGACUCUGAUACCAAAAAUUAACCAUCCCCAUGCUCACCAUGCACUCAGUGGUCAUCCGUACACCACCGCUGAAGAUGUCGUCAUCGCCGCUGCCGUAGCUGCCCAUAGUCACCAUCCUGCGAUGGUUAGGCCUCUGCGAGCCAUCCAGCCGGAGGAAGAUGGGGUUGUUGAUGAUCCCAAAGUGACUCUGGAGGGAAAAGACUUGUGGGAGAAGUUUCAUAAGUUGGGGACGGAAAUGGUGAUAACAAAAAGUGGAAGGCGCAUGUUUCCUGCUUACAAAGUUCGCGUAUCGGGACUUGACAAAAAAUCCAAAUAUAUCCUUCUAAUGGACAUCGUCGCUGCUGAUGAUUGUAGAUAUAAAUUCCAUAACAGCCGGUGGAUGGUGGCUGGCAAAGCGGAUCCAGAAAUGCCGAAGAGGAUGUACAUCCAUCCGGAUAGUCCAUCAACGGGGGAACAGUGGAUGCAGAAAGUGGUCUCUUUCCAUAAACUCAAGUUAACCAAUAAUAUUUCGGAUAAGCACGGAUUCUUGAAAGACAAAGCCGUAGAACUUCUGACGAUACUGAACUCCAUGCACAAAUACCAACCCAGGUUUCACUUAGUUAGGGCUAAUGAUAUUUUAAAACUACCUUAUUCAACGUUUCGGACGUAUGUCUUCAAGGAAACGGAAUUUAUAGCAGUUACAGCAUACCAAAAUGAAAAGAUUACUCAAUUAAAAAUAGACAAUAACCCCUUUGCCAAAGGAUUUCGAGAUACGGGUGCCGGAAAGAGAGAAAAAAAACAGGCCAUGCUGGCACAAAGACACUCAGACGACAAGACAUCACAUCCUCUACCAGCCAGGAUGUCUGCAGAUAGUAGUACUGUUUCAAAAACUGAUGACUCGGAAUUGGAUGUGGUUGGUACUGCCGAUAGUCCUAGGCCAUCUUUACAUUCUUCUACUCCUAUAGCUUCAUCUUUAAAUCAAUCAGGUACCGAAGAAGACUCGAUUCGAAGACGCCUCCAUGAUGACUCAGGUUCUGAAAGUAGUUGUUCCGAAUCACCAGGUAGUACUGCGUUUCGCCCUCGACAAUCGACGUCACCAAAAGACUCCGCUGGACCAUCAAACCCAUCAGGAGAAUACCCCUCUCCUAAUAUUAGCGUCGGCCCGCCGAUUCACCCUCCACCGCAUUUACUUCCUUACCUGUACCCUCCUGGAAUGUAUCCCGGAGCUGCAGGCCACUCGCCUUUCGGCCCACCUCUAAGCCUCUUCACGGGAGCUCACAAUCCCGGCAUGAACCCUAGUUUGCUCUUUAACGCUCAGUUAGCCUUGGCAGCACAGCAUCCUGCCUUGUUUUCCCACUACCAGAACCUGACGCACCCGAACCCACACGGUCACCAUUUGUCUCCCACCUCACCCAUUCACAACCACCUGAAGGCAGGCCACCGAUUUGCGCCAUACACAUUACCUAACUCAACCACUGGAGUAAGUUCCUCACCUCUGGGCAGUGCUUUUGAAACUGUAACGCCUAGUUCCCACACCAGAAGCCUCAGUAAUUCCCCCUCGGGCAAAAUUAGAGCUGGUUCUCUAUCGCCCCCUUUAAGGCCAAAUACGACGUCGCCGAAACCUGAGGCGGCAACUUCUCCUAGUGAUUUGAAAAGCAUAGAAAAAAUGGUAAAUGGUCUAGAUGUGAAGCAAAGUGAAGAUAAUGAUAAGUAGUGAUGUUAGGAAGCCAUAUAAUUUGUUUUAAUUCCGUACUCUAGAUGUGUACUCUUGGUGAUUAUCAAGUUAGGUUCCCAGAUUUACUAUUAAUUAGGAAAGCCACUUUAGUAUAGUUUGACUUUUGAUUCCCAAAUACUAGUGCAAUCAAUACCUUCAAGGUUACGUAAACAGAUAAAGAUGGAACUGAGUUUCCAAACUUUCUUCUUUUUAAAGGACGUUCAAAAGCGUUAAAACUAUCAAAAUACAAUUGAAAAGUAUUUAUUUUUAGUGUUAAAAGCAUCAAAGAUUUAGAAAAAGUAUUGAAAAAGCAUUCGAAAAGCUUUUAAAUUGCUUUAAAAAAUGUUGAGGAGCGUUAAAAGAUUUUCACAUUUUAUUGCUUUUUAAAAUUUUUAACAACUUCGCAACAUUUUUUGGGAUAUUUCAACCUUUUUUUAUAAUGGUCGAAAAAAUCUCAGAAUAGAAAGGGGCAUAUCAAUUGGCGACAGAAGAAUCAACAAUCCUUGGAAGAAUUGACGGAGCUGUAAUAACGAAUAGAAUGAGUGAGUUUGGAAGCAGGGAUGUCAAUAAAUAAAUCAAAGACAAAGAUUAUGAUCAUAGACAGAAGAUAUAACAACUAGGCAGACAUUGCCAGAAGGGAGCAAUGAUAAAGCUCACCAAAGUGUGAAAACGCCACAUCACCAUGGAUACAAACAUAAGGCUUGUAAAGACAAUGAUCUUUUCCAUUUUUCUAUAUGGAUCUGAAUAAUAUCUUUAAUAAAUGCACUAUCGAGAUUUUGAAAUGUUUUGCUGGCCAAGAAUGUUCGGGCGAAUAUUUUGGGUCGCAAGAAGAACUAACGAAUGACAGCUGUAUGUUACAAGUAAGCUUCCAAACAUUGUGACCUUACUUUGGUCGUGUGAUGCUUAGAAAUUGUCUGGUGAAGCUUACAUUGCAGGGGAUGCUGAAGGGGCGAGAGCUCGAGGAAGAUCACCAACACAGUAUAUGGACCACAUUACAAAAGAGGUUGGGGCUUCACUAAACCUUUGGUUCAGAGUUGCAGAGGAUAGUUGAAGAGGAUAGAGAAAGAAUGACAUCUUCUUCUUAUGGUGCCUAUCCGUUACGGAUGUUGGACACUAACAUGGCUAUUCUGACUUUUUUGACUGCUGUCAUGAAAAGUCCGGUAGUGGUUAAGUUAAACCAUUUUCGCAGGUUAUGCAGCCAGGAUAUUCUUCUUCGUCCUGGACCUCUUUUCCCAUGCACUUUACCUUGAAGUAUGGUCCGAAGUAGGUCAUAUCGUUGUUCAUUGCGCAUUAUAUGGCCCAGAUAUUCCAGUUUGCGACGUUUUAUGGUUACGACUAGUUCGCGCUCUUUACCCAUUCUAUGUAGAACUUCUUCGUUGGUAACUCUGUCUAUCCAGGAAAUCCUCAACAUGCGUCUAUAGCACCACAUCUCAAAUGCUUCGAGUCUCUUCAGUGAUGCUUCAGUUAAGGUCCAUGACUCCACGCCAUAUAAAAGAACGGAGAAUACGUAGCAUUUUAGUAAACGAACUUUUAUUUCCAAUUUUAUAUCGUGGCUGUUAAAGAUUUUUUUCAUUUUGACGAAAGCUGACCUUGCCUUCUCGAUCCUUAUCUUAAUUUCGGUCGAUUGGUCCCACUGUCCAUUUAAGUUUGCAGCCAAAUAACAAAAGUUGGUGAUUUGUGUUAUAGGUUGUUGGUUAACUAGUAAUUGACCAGAUGGUAUCCUAUUUUUGCUUAUAACCAUGUAUUUGGUUUUUUUGAUGUUAAAAUCAAGCCCAAACCUGCUACUUAUUUCUGCCACCCUGGAGACAAGUGUCUGAAGACCUUCAAGACUGUCUGCAAAAAUGACAGUAUCAUCAGCGUAUCUUAUGUUGUUCAAUCGUUCUCCGUUUAUAAGUAUUCCCUCGUCUAUGUCCGUUAGCGCUAGGUUCAUAAUGUGCUCUGAAUAUGUAUUGAACAAUAAUGGGGACAAUAUACAUCUCUGUCGCACACUUCUUUUUAUCUUUAUGUCGUCUGUUAACUGAUCCCCUACUCAAGUUGACAUAGUUUGAAUGACAUAGUUUAAGAGAAAAAAUUGAAAUUGAGAAGAUGAUACGAUGUUCGAAGCUGACGACCUACAGGAAAGAAGAACCUUUUUAUAGCAUUUUCAAUACUUUUCUGUCGCUUUGAAUGCUUUUAUAACUCUUAUGCUUCGUUUUUUGUGUUCCUAAAACGUGACUUUAAACUUGUUGACUGCGGUUAGGUUUAUGUAUUAAAACUAAAGAAAGUGAACUAUAGUAACUGGCUAUAUAUUGUCAAUUUAAGAACAAACUCCACUAAUCUAUUAUUCUCUGGCUAUAAAUAAUCUUCCAACUUUCAUUUUAUAGCUAAAAUAAUGACUUCACAAAGGACACCACACAAAUCUAAUGGAAAAUGUAUUGUUAUUCAAAUGAAAUAAAAUUUAGAUGAAUAGAUUCGUUUCGAUAUUACAAUAAUUUCAUAUCAUUGUGCCAGCUCUAAUUUUGACUAAUAACGGCUUAAAUUGAUAUAAACAAAUCUUAAAUCAAAUGCGAAUAUACGUCAAAGAGAAAAAAAAGAUUUUGUAAAUCGCAAUUCAUGAACCUUUCUUCAUGUAUUAAGUAAGAGGCUUACUCUUAUCUUAUAGAUAAUAAAGUAGGUAUAAUUUGGUCAGUCGUACAAAAGUAUAUAGUUCCUCUAAUCGGCUUAGCUCACGCUGGGUUAAGCUGUAUUCAAUAGCCACUAGACUAACAGUAUUGAUGAAUGAUAGUUUUAUGGACUUGAAAAAUGUGAUUUCGAUCAAUUUAAUUACAAUUUACGCCCUUAUUAAUCAAAAUUCAGAACUGGCGCAAUGAUAUGAAAUGAUUGUAAUUUCAAGACGAAUCUACUCAUGAAAAUGUUAUUACAUUUGAGUGAUAUAUUUUCCAUGCGAUGUGUGAGGUGUCCUUGAAUAAGUCAAAUAUUGUUACCAAAUCUGAGAACCUAAUUUUACCUGAAACGGCGUUUUAUGUGGCAGUUGUAAACAUAAUGGACCUGUGAUAGACCCUUGUGGAACUAAAUUUCUUACAUUGUCUAUAGCGUCCUUUCAGGACAGAAAAUAUUUUCAAAAUGGAGAUGCUCGCUAAUUCGGUUGUUGUUCGAGAAUUUUUUACUGUGAAUUUGCGGGUAUCUCAUAUACGGGGUGUUUUUGCAAUAAAAGAUAAAGCUCAUAAAAAUGUUUCCUAAUAAGUAAAUUAAAAAUUGGCCGUUUCUAAAUGUAUAAUAGGUUCAGCGAUGUAAUUUCUUAAGAGGAGUUUCUAUGUUACUGUUAAAAAUGUUAAACAAUUAGUUUUUUAUGUUGAGUUUUGUAAUUUGAAACUUUCAUGGUCAAAUUUAUCUUAAUUGAAAGCUAGGAAUAUUUACCAACAGAGAUAUUACAUUAAACUAUAUUACAUUUUUUAAAUAAGUUUUUUGUGAUUUUCUAUUGCUAAUCCUAAUAUAAAGCCUUAAAAUUUUUGACUGGAUCGUGGGUAGAAGCAUAGUCCUACCAAAUUAUUAGAAUCAUAGCCCCACUAAUUAUCUUCUUUUUUAGGUACCUUCUCCUCUAAGGAGAUUGAUAAUAAUCACAGCUAUUUUCACUUUUGAGAUUGUAGCUCUGAACAAGUCGACGGAACUGCAAUUAUACCACUUUCUCAGAUUGAACUAAAUCAUCGGACGACCUCUACUCCGAUGUGCUUGUUGUCUUGGUCUCCAGUGUAUUAUUCGCUGUGUCCAUCUGUUAUCCGACAUUCUAGCUACGUGCCCCGCCCAGUUCCACUUAAGUGACUUAAUUCUUUCUAUGGCAUCUGUCACUCCUGUUCACCGUCUUAUUUCCUUGUCCUCAAUCCGAUUACUACGAGAAAUGCCUAACAUCGAGCGUUCUAUGGCUCUUUGUGUAACACAAAUUUCAUUUCUUAUUUUCUUGGUUAGGUACUGUUAAAAGUUUUUGCACCAUAUGUAAGUACUGCCAACACGCACUGAUCCAAGACUAUUCUUUUAAGACACAUAGGCAGUUCUGACUUAAGGACAUAGCUAAGCUUGCCGAAUGCCACCCAAGUGAAUCCUGUGUCUUCUUCUUCAUGUACCCUGCUCUAUUAUCAAGCGUUGGCUAUCAAAUGGGCUAUAGUAAUUUUGUUGACGGCAGCUAGCUCGGAAAGGGAUGCAGAGGAUUUGUUAAACCAUUCUCUCAAGUUUUUAAGCCAUGACGUUCUUAUUCGACCUGGCCCCCUUCUUCCGUCUACAUUGCCUUGUAUUGUUAAAUGGAGUAUAUUAUAUCUCUCUGGGUGUCGCAUAACAUGGCCAAAAUAUUCAAGUUUUCGAUUUUUAACUGUUCUGACGACUUCCGUGACUUUUUCCAUCCGGUGCAUAACAACUUCGUUACGAACUCUAUCCACCCAACUUAUUCGUAGGAUUCUCCGGUAUACCCAGAUUUCAAAGGCUUUCAAUUUCUUGAGAAGAGUAUCUGUUAAAGUCCAACCUUCGACACCGUACAAAAGAGUAGAGAACACAUAACAUCUCACUAAUCUAAUUUUAAGAUUCAAGGUAAUGUUGUUUGCACAUAAAAGUAUCUUUAUCUUAAAGAAUGCAGCUCUGGCCUUCUAUAUACGUAUUCUAAUUUCUUUGCUCAUGUCCCAGUUCUCAUUUAGAUUACAACCAAGGUAGGUGAUACUGCUAGUUCUCUCUAAUUGUUCACCAUAAGCUGUUACUACUUCCGGUUGUAUUGGCGUCUUACUGACAACCAUCACCUUGGUCUUUGCGGUGUUUAGCUUGAGUCCAUAUUCAUCACACGUUGUGGUAAUCCUAUUAAUCAGAUGUUGAAGUUCUUCAUAAUUGACGCCAUUCAUUUGGAUUGACGCCAUUCAUUUUGAUACCACAUUGAGCAUUAUCCACUGCUUUAUAGGAUGCUCCUAUAUAGGAUUAUGAUAUGCUCCCAUAUAGGAUUCAAUAAUAUCUAUCUGUUGGCAAACUUGGGUGACUUAUUAUCUUGGCGUGUAUUUUAGACAUGCACUACGGCAGCGAUUGAAUCGCCGCGUCCAAAAAUCGCAGGAGGAGACCUACCCUAAGUGAACUACUGUAUCAAAGUACAAAUUACAAAGCUUUCUGGGUCCAUUAAGGGGAGGGUAUGGUUUAAAAUCAACAUUUCAAGCACAGUUUUGUGAUAUUUUUUUGAAACUAUGGUACAAUUAUUUUAUUCUUAAAUUAAAUAAGCAUCUUAAGUACAAUUCAGAGAAUACUCAUAAACAUUUUCAAGGAAAAAUAUUGGAAAAUAAGACAACGGUGACAAAUUUUUACAGACACCUCAAAGAAAAAUGGAGUUUGCGGUGGACAUCAGAACUCAUCAUUGGAUCAUGCAAAAAAAAUCAAAAGAAUUUAUUGUUAUAAGUUUCUUAAGGUAACGCUGUCAAGUUUUUUUUUAUUUUUAGCGAUCUUUGAGUUCUUGGUAUCACUCGGAAGUCAAAACGAACGAAAAACGACUCUCUGUAACAAAAUGGUGAAAAUCAACAUAUUUAUUAUUUCACUUAUUCACCGUUAGAGGGCGUUCUAACCAUACUGUGAUAUAAAUAGAUUUAAUUUAUAUCGAGAAACUACGGUCGUGUUGGUGUAAAUUUGUCUUCAUCAGAGCCUCCUUGACAACAGGUAGACCUAGAAAUAGUACUAUUGGAGGAUGGAGGGAGACAGAUUUAAAUCAUAACGAAACCGUAGAUUUUCUUAUUUUAUAUUUAUUAUUGUUAAACAAAAAUUAUCAUAAAAACAAAUAUAUCUCGACAGCGUUACGUCACCAAAUCUCUAAAGAGAAUCUAUGCAAAAGGAAGCGUUCAAGCAUUACGUAACGCGAUUUUUGAAGAUUUUUAACCCCCCCCCCCUUACGACGUAACGCACUCUUAUGGGAGUUUAACUAUUGCGUAACCCAAUUUUUGGAGAUUUUUGACCCCCCCCCCCCCAACCUGCGUUACGUAAUACUUGAACGGUCCCAUAUUCCAGGUGGAUUGGUCGAGUAGUUUUUGAGUUACAAUGUCCACCGCCUUUGAAAAAAUAGUUUGGAGAAAAACGCGUGGAAAGUUUUGACAACUUCUUCUUCGAUUUUGACUGUCAAAUCGUAAAGUGGCGCACAGAAUAUGUUUUUAAAUCGCGGAGUAAUCUAAAAAAGAAAAAAGAGAACAGUUGUUGUUCAACGUUUGUCCCCUUAUGGCUCGAUUACACGUAACGAGUACAGUGGCGAGACAGCAAACUGUUACUAGGCCGAGACAGUGGUGAGGGCGAGAGAUGGUUUAUACGUAUUUGGCAAUUUUUGAAUUUGGAGCCGAGUCAGUUCAGUUUUGAUUCUCAAAAACAAGGAAUAGUGUACUUAUGGAUCGUAAAGCUAACAUUAAAAAUAUAUCAUCAAAUAUAUCAAACGGUAUAUACUAUACCAUUGUUUAUACAAGAAUUGACGGAUAUAUUAUGAGAAGGAGAUAAGCGGCUUUGGAUUAUAGACAAUGGAUUUUAAGAAGACCAAAUCUCGCUGCUCCCGAUUUCUUCGAUUCAUUGAUUUUUUUAUUUCUUGUCUAUAUGUCGAAUUGAAAUUUUUUAUUUUAUUUGACUUCUUGAGUUUUAAAACCAACAAUAUUUAUUUCUUCUACAAUCGAUACAUUAUGUUGCAUCACGUUUUUGUUUAUUUUUAUACUUCAAAGAUUUGAAAUUUCAUAAGCACGGGUGUGACUUAUCUAUAGAAUUGAACUAAACUUUAUUGUCCUAUCUGAGUUCCAUUUGUUAGCUGUUUUUGAGAAUCACAAAUCACAUUGAUUAAUACAAGUCGUCUCCUUUGAUGAAGGUAAUAUGCACAGUUACACAGAGGGUGUUGUUUACGCAUACCGAGUGGAUUGGCGAGUAUACGACUGAAGGGUGGGAGGUCGAAGACUCGGCCUAGUAAAUAGAACAAGAUCCGAGUGACUCUCUCGCCAUAUGACUGGGUCUAGUGCUCGGCCAAGUACUCGUUAAUAUGUUUAUACCAAAAGAGCACUCGGCCGAGAACACUGUCUCGCUACAAUACUCGUUACGUGUAAUCAAGGUUUAAGCACAAGCGGGCUGGCGCGAAACCACGGCGAAGAGAGUCGAAGGUAGGAAUAUUCAACAUGUUCUAUUUCUGGUAGUUUUACUCCGAUUAUUCUGAAAUAUUCAGAGAGUAUUUUUGAAGUUGGGAAAUUUCAUUUAAAAUAAUAAAAAAAUAAAAAUUUCAAACCAUAACCCCCUUUCCCCCCCCCCCCCCCUUAAAUUACCAAUUUGAUUUAACCUAGGAACUCUUCUUUAUAUUGGAUUUGAAUUAAAAUUGAUAGCUUAUGGACAGUAAACCUAAAAGUGCUUUUUAUAGGCUUACCAAGUACAAAUUACAUUAUACGUGUAUUUUGUAAAAAAAAUAAAACUAGUUGAGGCGAUUUUUAGUUUUUUUUCUUAUUGGUGCUGCUAUUUUUAGUUUUUUCGGGCACUAAAAGUUAUAAUACCUCGAUUAUUGACUAAGCCUUUAUGUUUUUCCUCCUUUGUUAUAAUUUUUGGUGCCAUUUAUAGUGAUUUUUUAGACUGUAUCCAUAUAAAAACGUACGAAGAUAUACAGGGUGAGGCAGAUAAACGGCUCAUUAGAAAUAUCUCACGAACUAAAGGCAAUAGAAUCAUGAAAAUUGGAGUGAAGGGGUUUUCAAGAGUGGUCUAUUUAAUGAAAAUAUUUUCAACUAUUUUCUACUUCCGGUUAUACCGGAAGUUGCUUAUAACUUCGUUUUUUAAUUGGAAUACCCUGUAUAUUUUUACAUUUUUGGAUUCUCCUCGAUGUCUUAGUUCUUAAAAUAUAAAAUUUUGUAAUGUUAUAUAGGGCAGUUUAAAAGAUAAUUACGUUUUUUUUUUAAUUUCGUAGCAACAUUCACACCCUGUAGAAUUGUAGUAGUUUGACAUUAAAAACUCUAUUCAAAAACUCAAAAAUGUAAAAAUAUAUAGGGUGUCGCAUUAAAAAAACGAAGUUAUAAGCAAUUUCCGGGAUAGCCGGAAGUAGCAAAUAGAUAAAAAUAUUUUUAUUAAAUAGAUCACUCUUCAAAACUCCUUCCUUCAUUCCAAUUUUCAUAAUUCUGUUGUCUUUAGUUCUCGAGAUAUUUCUAAUAGGCCAUUUAUCUGUCUUACCCUACCUAUAUAAUUUGUUCCUUUUUUGAUUAUAAAAAAGAUGUAUAUAUUUCUGUAUACAGUAAAAUAUGUAUAUAAAUUGUUUUUUUUUGUGUAAAUUGUAUAUUACAUUUUUCAUUGUAUAUGAAUAUUAGAAAUCAAAAAUUUCUUUAAACUUAUUAUCAGAAGAAGUUUUUUGAUGUUUGGGCUGAGAAUAAACAAAAGUGCUCUACUCUUUUAAAAUCGUAUUUAAUCAUAUUUAAUUUAAAAUCGUGAGGGUAAGAUAAGUCAAAAUUUGCGAUCCAAUUAAUCAAAACAUUGGAAUUAAAAAAACAUGUUUAAGCACCACACAAAAACAGUGCUCUUCGUGAAGCCUUUUUGGAUUAUAGAUUAAGAUGUCUUUUGAUCUUAUAGAUCUUUUUUGCAUUGCGACCUAGAAAAUCUGUCAACCAUACAUUUAUAUGGCUUUAGGAUAGCUUUUAACGUUUGCUGUAUUGUUCCUCUGUUGGAUCAAGUACUUGUUUUUCUAGGUACUCAAACCUACUUAAACCUUUUGUUUAGUUUUUUUUUUAACUUUUGGUCCUAGCACAUUUAGAUCUUCUGAGCUUCAUAUUGGUCUUUCAAGAAGCUAGAGAAUGGAUGGUCACUGUAGCAAAAGCCCCGAAAAGAGUGAGAAGACAACCGAGCAUUAAGACAAUGCUCUUGUGGAGCAGAUGGCCAACAAUGGUAAAUAAUGUUUUAAAUAUCUGUGAUACUGGAUACAUGAGACCUUAGACUCAGAACAAGAAGACAAAUAUAGAACAGAACAGGCCAGAAAAGCAUUACUAAAACUGAAAUUUCCUACCACAUCGCAUGAAAACCUGGCCCGAAAAUUAGUUCGUUACGCUGCGCUGGGAAACUUUUGAUAUGUGGAUAUUUCGCCAAAUUCUAAAAAUUCCAUUUUAUUUGGCACGGUUUUGAAGCUGUUUCUAAAACUUUUCAGAAACGUUCAGAAAUCAUUUCAGUUCUAAAACUGUAAUUUUCAUUACACCAAAAAUUGUGGCUUAAUCCCAUAAACAUAACACUAAAUUCCAUUUUAUUGGCCAACAUUAUCUUCUUUUGCUUUGUCCGUUAAUGCUUAGCUAAUUUACUCUUCCAGAAGAAUUUUCUUCUACUUUCUAUAUUUUUCGAUAAAUCUUGUGUCCUUUUUCUAAUGCGUUUAUCCCUGUAUUAUUGAUUUAGAGUUUAGGAUUAAAAAUCUACACAAGACCGAAAACAUAACAUUUCAGCAUCGACAAUUUCAAGUUGAAGCUUUCGUUUUUGAUAUUAGAUCAUUUUUCCAUGUUGUUAAGUGCCUUUGGAUUUUUGUUGUCUCUAUAUUUAUUUGUUGUGUAUAUUUGACUUGUUAACAUUUCAUUCCAUAGCUAGAACUGGUCGUUCUCCCAAUAUACAACUGUAGAGACAUAUUUCUCCCAAACAAAAGAGGUAUUUGUGUGCUUCAUGGAUUUCGAAAAGGCAUUCGAUAAAGAACAACGUGUAAAAUUAAUGCAGAUGCUAACAAAUAUAGGAAUAUAUGACAAAUAUAUUCGUGGCAUCAAUAAUUUGUACUGGAAUCAAUAUGCUAUUGUAAAAAUUGGAAAUAACUAUACCGACAAAGUCUCCAUAUAACGAGAAAUAAGACAAGUUUUCAUCUUGUAGCCAACAUUGUUCAAUGUUUACUCGGACAAGUGAGUCAAGCCUUCGCAAUAGUGAUCAUCAACGUCGGAUAAUUCUGAUAUGGCACGUAAAGAAGAAGAAGAAAGGACUUGUAUCUGGUUUUUCUAGUUUUUUUGUAAUCUUUGUAAUUUUCUUAAUUUGAUCCUAAAGACAGUAAAAAUAUGCGUUAACAAGAAGACUAAGAAUAGGGACAAUGGGAGGACAAUAAGAAAUGACUAAAAAGAAGAUAAUCUACCAAGCAUUAUAGACUAAGAGCCGCUAUAGGUGAAAUUUCUUAAUCAUUUUAGGCACGAUGGGACCCUAUAACUUAAAUAGUAGAACCUAAAAGAAAACGUUUGAACACUGUGCCGUCACUUUUCAGUGGCACAUGCGUCGACAGUGGCGCAUCAAACUUUCCACUUAUGGACGGGAAAAAUAAAUUAAAAGUUACCCUCCCUUACUAACAGAAUUAAUUUUUUUUAAUUUUUUUACGUUCUAUGUGAUUAACACAUAUGUUCAGCGUAAUUUUAGGGAUUUUUUUGAGGAAUAGCUGCAGGUCUAAUUUUUUCUUAGUAUUGUGUGUUUUAUCAAACACUAUAUUUUUAAUUUAUUUUCAGAUUUUUCCGUAAGUCUCCCCACUCUCAAAAAUCCGAAAAAUUAUUUUUUGGGGGGUUUUGGGGGAUUUUUCCUGUUUUAUAGACUUCAUAAUAUACCAAAUCAAUUUUGUUUUUAUAGGUUAUAUGUAACUUGAAGUAAAUGAGUCCUUUAGAAUAUUUAAAAAUCAGAACACGUUCAAACCCCCCAAAACCCCCUUAAAAAACAGUUUUUUGGAUUUUUGAAGCUGACCAGCGUUACAGAAAAAUCUGAAAAAAAUUAAAAAUAUAGUGUUUGAUAAAAUACACAAGACUAAGAAAAAAUUAAAUCUGCAGCUAUCCCCAAAAAAAAGUUAUAUACUUUUUUCCAAAAAAAAAAUUAAACAUUUUUUGAUGUUAUGUACACUCAAUCUAAAGGUCUAUAAAAAAUAGACGUGUUUUAUAAAAGCCUUAAUUAACUAUGUGUGUGAAUUUUUUGAAAUUUCAAAAUUGAUUGCAUCCCACAAAAAAAAAUAAAAUCGAAAAAUAAAGUUUUUGAUGGUGGGGGCAGGGAGAAGGGGGUGGUGGGUUAAAAUUACGAUGAAUCUUAUCUCUUGAUCACAUAGAACUUAAAAAACUGAAAAAAAUUAAAUUCUGGUAAUGAGGGAGGGUAUUUUUUAAUUUAUGUAUCCCGUCCAUAAGUGGAAAGUUUGAUGCGCCACUGUAGACGCAUGUGCCACUGAAAAGUGACGGCACAGUGCUCAAACGUUUUAUUUUAGGUUCUACUAUUUAAGUUAUAGGGUCCCGUCGUGCCUAAAAUGAUUAAGAAAUUUCACCUAUAGCGGCUCUUAGUCUAUUAUAAAUUGUUAAUAACACUGUAAUCUGUGAUCAUCAGACAUUGUAUAAAAAUAAUAAGAAAUAUUUUAUUUUGAAGAGCACUUUGUCUAUUUUAAAGAGCCCAAACAUUGAAAACUACUUAGUGGAAACCACAUUUUAGCUCACUAUACAAAAUUGGUGAUUUCUUUGCAAUUCUAUGAAGCAAUUUGUAGCAAAAUUUAAAUUAUGUAAAUACAUUAAGAAGUACUUUCGAACGAAUUUUUGUAUAAAUGCUUUUGUUACAUUUGAUUGGUACCAGUAUACCAAUAACAAAAAUUUUAUUUAUUUAUUGUUUUAUUUCCUCUGCUGGUACUACUCAAACUAUAUAUUCAGAGUAGAAAAUGUGAAGUGUCUUGUGUACAUGUCGUUUAAUUUAAGAAAUAAAAUGAUAUUCAUAUGAACAUAA